Habropoda laboriosa is the source of this 1151-nucleotide messenger RNA. RefSeq lists its product as uncharacterized. Gene Ontology annotation, molecular function: structural constituent of chitin-based larval cuticle. The transcript is spliced from 4 exons. The record is from RefSeq and is a predicted model, not a curated record. Gene Ontology annotation, cellular component: chitin-based extracellular matrix. Lineage: Eukaryota; Metazoa; Arthropoda; Insecta; Hymenoptera; Apidae.
GGGACAAAGUCGUGUCCUAAUACGAUUAUGGACGAUACUUGAAAUGUGCUAACGUGUAAUUUUUUAAAAGAUAUCUCAAUGUGUAUUGUGUAAUCGAAUAUGUGAUUCUGAUUUUAUAAAAAAGGAAGGAAAAUAACAGUAUGGUGUUGUAAUUCUGUUAUACCCCUAUAAUUAUUUCACCGACUAUGCUUUUGUGGAUAUUAAUCUGCUUGAACCUAUUAACGGUUUCUGUUCUGUGCUUAUCCACAGAAGAAAUAGAAGCUGAAAAAAGUGGAUGGAGUUUUGAUCCAAAUACACAGUACCACGUUCAAACAGAUGAAGGACCCGAAAGGUACUUCCGUUUUCAAACAUUAAAUGGACAAUAUAGAAAAGAAAAGAGAUUACUCGAUGGUACAGUUAUUGGCACAGAGGGCUGGUUAGAUCCUCUUGGAUAUUUACGUCUGAAAGAUUAUAUAGCGGAUAAUAAUGGAUUUCGAAUACUAAGGUCAAAAAUGGUAUAUGUGGGUAAAAACAGACCUAUUUACGAUUCUAUAACGGAAACGAAAAGCGUGCCCGCUCAAAAUGGAAUUCUUGUAGAACCAACACGUCCACCAAAUCCCUUCAGGUAUUGUGUUCCAUUCAUUGGUAAUGAUAUUAGCUCUGAUUAUUACAUCAGUACCACUGCCAAACCUCCUAUAUCUAGUUCGAAUAAUGAUUAUUAUUACAAUGUGAAUCGAGUAAGUUUUUCUUUCAAACCGCACAAUUUUAACGAUUAUUCUUAAUUUUAACAUACUUAUCGUAAUUCUCUUCAGCGUCCGAAUGCAGCACCAAUUUCUCGCUAUGAUCGUUUUAAACCAAAUUUGCAAUUAUCAACCGCUGCUUCCCGAAGUAGUUCCACGGCAUUUCCUGAAUUUGAUGGAACGUAUAAUGUUGUUAACGGAUUUCAAUAUUAUCUGAAACGACAGUAUCACGAAGAGGAACAAGGUCCAACUGGAGCUAAUGUCGGUUCAUUUGGUUAUAUUGAUCCAUUUGGUAUUAGACGAGUUAUUUAUUACAAAACAGAUCCACAAACUGGUAGUUUUGUUCAUCAAAAAAAUAAUAAGUAUGUAGGUUUCGCGGCAACACCUUACGACGUUGCUCCAUCAUUACCUAAUUUAUAUAAACGCAACUAA